Messenger RNA from Dinoponera quadriceps, 4843 nucleotides. RefSeq names its product serine/threonine-protein kinase N (gene Pkn). NCBI's taxonomy places the organism in Eukaryota, Metazoa, Arthropoda, Insecta, Hymenoptera, Formicidae. The coding region runs from base 471 to 3632 and encodes 1053 amino acids. Gene Ontology annotation, molecular function: ATP binding; protein serine/threonine kinase activity; small GTPase binding. Gene Ontology annotation, biological process: signal transduction; protein phosphorylation. The record is from RefSeq and is a predicted model, not a curated record. The transcript has 18 exons.
UCCGGUGCGGUGGAAUGUGGUCGCGUUCGCAUUUUGUCCGCGAGCGCCGUGCAUCUUUCAUUCAUCCACCUGUGUGGUAGUGUGCGUGACGGCUCGAUCGUCGGCUGCGGCAGCCUCCUCGCGUCCCAGCGUCGUCGUCGACGUCGUCGUCACCACCGCGGUGGACAACGACACGGCGGUCUCUGUCGCGAAUCCCCGGCGGGGCGGGCGAGACGGCGAAGCGCUCUCGGAGGUGCGAGACGAGAGGCGCGUUUGGGCAUCGCUGCACGCGCGAGAAAUGCCGCGGCGCCGUACGGCGGCGAGCACGGCGCCGACGCGAGGCACCCAGUGAAAAUAUAAUUCCGGCGCGCGAUCAAACGCACCAUGGACCACCACCACCUCCCUCCUGUCGGCCACGACGCGCACAAAGGACGGAUAGAAAGCAGUGAGUGAGUGAGUGGAAGCAGCGUAUACAAGAGUGCGGGAGCAAGAUGGCGGAAUCGAGCUAUUAUCAGGGCGAUUACAUCAGGCACCCGGUUCUCUACGAACUGUCCAGCAAGUAUGGAGUGGCUAGCAGUGACCAGGUGCCCUUGCCGGCUCGUCUCGACGUGCUUCGGGAGCACAUACGCCGUGAAAUACGCAAGGAGCUGAAGAUUAAAGCCGGCGCGGAGAAGCUGAGGGAGGUCGCGACCGAUCGCAAAUCCCUCUCCGACGUCGCGAUGAUCGUGAAGAAGGCGAACAGCAAGCUGAACGAGCUUCAAGCUGAGCUCCAGCAGCUCGAGAGUCAAAUUAUACUGACGCAGGGCCAGCCUCAAUCGCCACAGCAGAAUCACUCCAACGGUCAAGACACGCCUCUAUCACCGAUGGGGCCUUCGUCGCCGAGUCAGGAAGGUCUAUUCACGGAUCUUCGUCUUCUGUCCUUGGAGAAGCAGCUCAAUAUCGAACUGAAGGUCAAGCAGGGUGCUGAGAACAUGAUACAGAGUUUGACGAGCGGCCAUCGCGACAAGAAGCUACUGCAGGAGGCCCAACAGAUGCUGGACGAUUCCCGCGCCAAAAUCGAGUUCCUACGAAUGCGAAUCAUGAAGGUGCGCCAGGCACGGCAGCAGCAACACGCGCGGGGCGACGCGCCGCCGCCGAACGGCGAAGCGACCAGCAAUAAAGAUAGGUAUGAGCCCAGCUUGGAGCUCGCCUUGGAGGAGAGGGUGGAGGAGCUGCGGCAUCGAUUGCGGAUAGAAGCGGCCGUCGUGGAAGGUGCCAAGAACGUGAUACGUCUUCUACAAAGUGCCAAAGUCGCUGAUAAGAAGGCUCUAACCGAGGCUCAGGCAAGCCUCGCGGAAUCCAGUAGAAAAUUGGACUUACUCAGAUUGUCCCUCGAACUCAGAAGGCAGGAGCUACCACCCGACAGCGGUACCGCGGCUCAGUUAAAGAGAGAAUUAGCUAGCGUACAGUCGGCCAGCCCGGUUCCUGUGACAUACACGUCGCUGCAACCGUUCCGCGGCCCCUUGGAAGGUCGGGCUACGGUGCCGGCUUCGGUAUCGAGAUGUGCAGCUGUCACAGGACAACUAGAGGUAAGAUUAAUGGGAUGUCAAGACUUGGCGGAGGAAGUGCCGGGACGUACGAGGAGGGAACAUCCUGCUAGUCCUGAUCUGCGUAGCUUCGUCAAGGGUGUCACGGGUCGCAGCUCGAGCAAGUCGUAUAGUGUGAAGGACGAGACAAGCAACGACAUUAUGGCGGUUAUAAAAUUGGACAAUCAAACCGUAGCGCAAACUAGUUGGCGCCCGUGUUCGCAGCAGGCUUGGGAUCAAAGGUUCUCCAUCGAGCUGGACAAGUCGAGAGAACUCGAGAUAGGCAUUUACUGGAAGGACUGGAGGUCCUUGUGCGCGGUGAAAUUCUUACGUCUGGAGGAAUUCAUCGACGACGUCCGUCACGGCAUGGCGCUACAGUUGGAGCCGCAGGGCCUCCUUUUCGCGGAGAUAAAAUUCCUGAACCCGAUGAUAUCGCGCAAGCCCAAGUUGCAGCGUCAGCGUAAGAUCUUCAAGCAGCAGGUGAAAAAUUUCCCGAGGGCCAAUCAAAUGAACAUCAACGUCGCGACCUGGGGCAGAUUGCUCAAACGCUCGGCGCCUUCGUUACACAAUUCCAGGAACUCGGAGAGUCCGCCGUCAGGACCUCAACCGUUGCAACUUGUAUUCGAUACCUCAAUAGAAGAUAAGCCUGAAACUCCCGGGGAAGUACCCGAUCCGGAGAAGGGGGGCCUAGGAGGCGCACGACCUCUGGGAAUGUCGGCAUCGAGCAAUAGUCCAAUUCUCCCGCGUCCACCGGAACAUCCGCCUCCACCGCCGCCGACCGUCGUGAAGAAACCAUCCACGCCCGCACCCGCACCGCCUCCGAAACUGGAUCAGGAGUUACAGAGUGCAUUAAGGGAGUUUGAUUUUCUGCACAACGAGGAAAAGGGGGGGCCUCAGGGUGCAAAUUUGAGGCCCCUUGUGACAGAGCCUCGGCCUGUGCUGAUUGCACCACCCUCUCCACGCACACCCUCGCCCCAACCUGUCGUCGAGUUUCCUGAGGAUGAGGUUGUGUGUGAGCUGCCGGUCAGGCCUCUGCAAUACAGGGACAGCGCCUACGAGUCGAGAAGACACUCUCAGCUCACCGGCAUGACUCUGGAGAACUUCAGGCUGCUGUCCGUGCUCGGUCGCGGGCAUUUCGGCAAAGUGAUAUUAUCUCAGUAUAGAAACACGGGCGAAUACUUCGCCAUCAAGGCGCUGAAGAAGGGGGACAUCAUAGCCAGGGACGAAGUGGAGUCGUUGCUUUCGGAGAAGAGAAUAUUUGAAGUAGCGAACACGACGCGCCAUCCUUUCCUCGUCAACUUAUUCGCGUGCUUUCAAACUGAGGCACACGUAUGUUUCGUGAUGGAAUACGCGGCUGGGGGUGAUCUUAUGAUGCAUAUACACGCUGACGUCUUCGGGGAGCCGCGCGCCGUGUUCUACUCUGCUUGUGUUGUGCUGGGAUUGCAAUAUUUGCACGAAAAUCGCAUUAUUUACAGAGACCUGAAACUGGACAAUCUUUUGUUGGACACGGAAGGAUACGUUAAAAUCGCGGACUUCGGUUUAUGCAAGGAGGGCAUGGGAUACGGAGACAGAACGGGUACUUUCUGCGGCACACCGGAAUUCUUAGCGCCCGAAGUCCUUACGGAGACUUCUUACACGCGAGCUGUAGACUGGUGGGGCCUCGGAGUCUUGAUAUUCGAGAUGCUCGUCGGAGAGUCCCCAUUCCCGGGCGACGACGAAGAAGAAGUAUUCGACUCCAUUGUGAACGACGAGGUUCGGUAUCCACGAUUCCUCUCUCUCGAGGCGAUAGCGAUCAUGAGAAGGUUACUCAGGAAGAAUCCCGACAGACGGCUAGGCAGCAGCGAAAGGGACGCGGAAGACGUAAAGAAACAGGCGUUCUUCAGACACAUUGCUUGGGACGACCUGCUCCUGAGGCGCGUCAAGCCACCCUUCGUGCCGGUAAUCCAAUCGGUGGAGGACGUGAGCAAUUUUGACGAAGAAUUUACGUCGGAGAAACCGCAGCUGACGCCUCCGAAAGAUCCUCGGCCUCUCAGUGAUGUGGAGCAAAGUCUGUUUAUGGACUUCACCUACAUGGCCGAUUGGUGCUAGCCACAAUGCGACCGACAUCUCUCGGCGUUAACUUCUGCGGGCGGGAAUUUUAGCACGUCUCGUAAACUGAGAGAAAUUUACUUCGUACUAUAUAUGGGAGUCCGCGCAGUUGUAUUGAUACCGUAUCUCUCUAUAGGCGCGUUUAUCUGAGCAAUAUAUAUAUAUAUAUACACACACACACACACACCAUAUUGUAACAUGUAUAGAUUUUUUAUUUUUAAUACUAUAUUAAUACACACACGCAAAACACAUACACACGUAUCACAUAAGAAGACAAAUUUACGAAAGAAAUUUUUUUAUCGAAUCUCAGGUUUGUCAUGCGUGUAUGUUACAAAGAAAACAAAAAAACGAGUAGUCAGUAUACAUGAAUUUUUACGAUCUCCGGUUCUCAGAGUCUGUACGUGAUCUACCCAAGUUCUUGAAAUUAACGAUUGAAACGUCCAGAUGCAGCCGUCGGUUGUAGGGUUGAAAGCGACAGAGCAUAUCGGUUUCCUGACAAAGAAGUUUCUUCGUAUAAAUGUGUGAAAAUGAUUUCGGAUUCACAAGAAUGCUUUCGCUGACAAUCGAAAACAUCGUUCUGUUGCUAAUAUCAAUCAAAUGGAUAUAUCCUUUUGCAUGCAAAGUGAAUUGUAUUCGACACUUUGUUGCCUACAUACCGCUAUUGUGUACAGAAAUGCAUGCGAUUACACUGAGAUUAUCCUUGUAGAGCUUGAAGGAUAAUCACAAUACAAAACAACGACGAGAAUUCACGAGAAAGAUUCACGAGGAAAGCAUGAGAUCAAUCAGAAGUUAGAUUCGCUCGUGUGAUGAAGAAUUGAAGUUGAAACGGCGCUAGGUUGUACAAUUAUCGACAUGUUGCAGAUAACGAUUCGAAGUUCAAUCUAUGCGUAUAAAACUAACUUUAUAAUAUUGUUGACGACGCUCGACACGCGUCAACUUCGCAUUCACGCGAAGCAAGCACGUAUGAGAAUCCUUCAGGUUCGUUUAUCAUGUAAUACACAUUAUUUGCUAUACUUGGAUCACUUAGUUGUAUGUACAUUCGUAUUCUAGCUUACGGUAAAAUACUUUUACUAGUUCAUGUGCUCCGCUCCAUAUUAUGUAUAUAUAAACGUAUAACCAAAUGUGUUGGAGAGAAUAACUGAUGAUAUUUCUAUAUUUAAUAGCUUGACUCUAUUGAUAGAGUGUGUAUAUAUAUAUAUCAUAUCAUAUGA